This is a messenger RNA of Echinostoma caproni, 897 nucleotides long. Lineage: Eukaryota; Metazoa; Platyhelminthes; Trematoda; Plagiorchiida; Echinostomatidae. The record is from the annotation of a GenBank genome assembly.
AUGCCGGAUGCCCAAGUGCAACCUCAUCGAUUCCCAUACCCAACGGUAAAUGAGAACUCAAGCCCAAUAUACACGCUGCAGAUCACUGAACCCAACGGCCAGUUCGUGUUCACCCCACUGAGGUUCGAGUCUGGUGUGGAACAUCGAUUCAUGGACACAAUAAGCAGCGAAUCUAUCCCACCGAAAUCGUCGCUCACUGCGACUUGUCCGAAUGCUGUUCUAACCCUGACUUCUGUGCGCAUUCAUGCGGUUAUUGGCCAUCAGUUGCAAUUACUUGGUGAAACGAUGCUGUGCGUUCAAUCUGAAUCCGGUGUGUCAAUUCCAAUCCGAUUCCUGGUAUCAACCCACAGUCCGUCUAUUCUGGGCCUGCGAGUUAUGCGGCUACUACAAGGAUCAAUCACACUUCAUACCAACAACGAUAUGCCAAUCACCUCACAUCUUCAGCAUUUGAUUGUACAGUGUUCCGUUAUCGUUGGGAUCAUGAAAGUACCGUCAGUAAGGAUGGAAGUGGACGAUGAACCUAUUUUCCUAAAACACCGCGUCCUCCCAUACGGUCAACGGGAAGGUGUCCUGAAAGCAGUACAGAAAAUGGAGCAGGAUGGUGUGAUAAGCAAAGCUAAAUCCAGCGCCUGGGCGAUGAAAGGUGAUGAUCAGGCCGAGGGUGAUCACAUGUCCACGCCGAAUAUUCAGGCGCGCUCAUGCAACAUACAAUCCCCGAACUGCAUAGUGACGUUAGUAGGUGCCUACAGAGCACCACUCUCAGAUGAGGAAGUGGAUGGCGACUAUCUGACCAGGGUAAGCAAACAUGCGGAGCGGUUGGUCAUCAUGGGAGACUUCAACUAUCCGGAGAAAACUAGUGGACUCGAUGACAGUGCUAUCCCUGGUGCAGCACGUUAA